Mya arenaria is the source of this 872-nucleotide messenger RNA. RefSeq lists its product as uncharacterized. NCBI's taxonomy places the organism in Eukaryota, Metazoa, Mollusca, Bivalvia, Myida, Myidae. The record is from RefSeq and is a predicted model, not a curated record. Bases 58 to 543 code for a protein of 161 amino acids. The transcript has a single exon.
CAUGGAAUAAACGGGUUUUCAAAGGAUAUUUUUCAGUUGGUGAUUUUCUGUAAGUUAAUGUCGACGGACGCGGCUUGGUUCUUACCAGAAAGGCGUGGGGAUGUGGCGCCGCCGUCCAACAACGCUUGUAUACCGGAUAUAUUCAACAAGCUGGACGCUAGCAGCAUGGAGAGGACGCGCGUCCUCAACUCGCAGCUCGAUAUGAGACUCCACGUGCAGGAACGGAAGUUGUUACAAUACAGGACGGCAGCAGAGCACCGCUUUCAGGUAGAGAGGGACAAACUCAAAAACGUGCUCCGGAAUAUUCCACGGCGGCUCCCCAACUACUCCGAUAUCCCACAGCUGGAAACUAAGGUCCAUAAAUUAAAACAGUCACAGCGACGACGAGGACAGCCUUCGAACAAGCAUGAUUGUGUGUUUACUACCACACCCAUGGACAUGAAGGGUCUGGCAGAUGACACACAGGGGAGGGCGUUUUGUGGCCGAUUCUUUUCUCACCAUUUCCAUCAACAUCUACCGGUCAAGACGCGUCGCCCUCGGUGAAAACGCGUGUGGGAGAGAUAGAUUUACAUUUAUGUUUGCCUUGCACGACCAAGUGUGCAUGAAAUGUUUUACGUGGAAGCUAUGCACUCACGUAUGAUUAGUGCAUGCAAUUCAGCUUCAACAUUUGUGCAGACCUUUAAUUUUUUGUGUUCGUCUGUACAUCGCCAUUUAACAACUGAUAAGAAAUGUCCUUCCGAAAUCCGGCAGGUUUAAUUAAACCACCGUGGUUUCAAGGUCUCUGCGCAUCAUGACUUAAUUAUUAACAUGGCGGGCGAAUUAUUGCAUUAAUAUGUUGAUUUAUAGUGUUCAAUUAAAUGUGUUGUUCUGUA